Molecule: messenger RNA, 2546 nt
Organism: Papaver somniferum (opium poppy)
Lineage: Eukaryota; Viridiplantae; Streptophyta; Magnoliopsida; Ranunculales; Papaveraceae
Product: metal-nicotianamine transporter YSL3-like
Exons: 9
Coding region: 306-2300 (664 amino acids)
Biological process (GO): seed development; response to iron ion
Cellular component (GO): plasma membrane
Molecular function (GO): oligopeptide transmembrane transporter activity; iron-nicotianamine transmembrane transporter activity
Source: RefSeq, a predicted model, not a curated record
UAGGAGGAAUAUGUUAGACCUGUAGAGUGUCUCUCUCUGUCUUUCUAUUGUAGGUUAAUUUUGAAUUUUCAGUCCUCAAACUCGUCUUCUAGCUACAAUACAAGAAUCUUCUGAGAAGUUGCGAAAAUGAAACCCAGGAAGAGACAAAUCAAACGGAAAGGAGAAAUCUUUGAGUGGAAAUCGAAAAAGAGGAGAAAUUUUUUGAAGUUAAAAUGUGGAGUCAUCAAGAGCUUAUUGACUGAGAAAACAAGUUUCAGACAGAGAAAGAAGAUAGACGAGUACCGUUGAAUUUGAAGUCAUUAGUGAUGGAGGAGAUUAGAGAAAGGAAACAAAAUGAAAGAGAAGAAUUCGAAGUGUCAGACGGGAAACCACAAGAAGAGGAGAUUUUGAGGAAAAUUCCACCAUGGAGGAGCCAACUUACAGUCAGAGGAUUGGUUGCAAGUUUCUUAAUUGGAAUAAUAUACAGUAUUAUAGUACAAAAGAUCAGCCUCACAACAGGACUUACUCCAACUCUUAAUGUUUCCGCUGCUCUUCUUUCAUACAUUUUCAUCAAGGGCUGGACUAAAUUGCUUGGCAAAUUUGGUUUUGAUUCUGCUCCAUUUACUAAACAAGAGAAUACAGUAAUUCAAACUUGUGCUGUUGCUUGUUACAGUGUUUCUAUUGCAGGUGGAUUUGGGUCUUUUCUAUUGGGAUUGAAUAGGAAAACAUAUGACCUAGCAGGGCCUGCUACUCCAGGAAACACUCCAGGGAGUUAUAAGGAACCAGGAAUUGGAUGGAUGACUGGUUUUCUUUUUGUUACUGGAUUCGUUGGUCUCUUUUCAUUAAUUCCUCUUAGAAAGAUCAUGAUAAUAGACUACAAGUUAGCUUAUCCGAGUGGCAUUGCAACUGCAGUUCUCAUUAACGGGUUCCAUACACCUAAAGCAGAUAAGAUGGCCAAGGAGCAAGUUCGAGGUUUCGCGAAAUUCUUUUCUUUUAGUUUCCUGUGGGGUUUCUUCCAAUGGUUCUAUACUGGUGGCGACCAAUGUGGAUUUGCGCAGUUUCCUACUUUUGGGUUGCAAGCUUGGAACCAGUCCUUUUUCUUCGAUUUCAGCAUGACUUAUAUUGGAGCAGGGAUGAUUUGUUCACAUCUUGUGAAUUUGUCUACUCUUUUUGGAGCUGUUCUCUCAUGGGGUGUAAUGUGGCCAUUGAUACGUGGUCAAAAAGGAGAAUGGUAUCCGGCAACUAUUAAAGAAGGCAGCAUGAAGAGUUUGACUGGUUACAAGGUUUUUAUCUCCAUUGCUCUCAUUCUUGGAGAUGGGCUUUACAAUUUUCUCAAAGUAAUGUAUCUUUCCAGUAGAAGUAUUAAAGGCACAAUCAAAGUGUCCAACGAAGUUGCAGAUGGAUCAAUUCAAUCUCUUGAAGAUCGUCAGAGAAAUGAGCUCUUCGUGAGGGAAAGUAUUCCUAUUUGGGUUGCUUGUGUUGGGUACGUCCUCUUCUCCAUUGUUUCCAUCAUUGCGAUCCCAUUUAUGUUUCCUCAGCUGAAAUGGUACUACGUGGUGGUCGCCUACGUCCUUGCUCCAUUCUUGGGAUUUUCAAAUGCAUAUGGUGCCGGUCUCACUGACAUGAACAUGGCAUAUAACUAUGGGAAAGUGGCUUUAUUUGCGUUAGCAGCAAUAGGUGGGAAAGACAGCGGUGUAAUUGCAGGGCUUAUAGGUUGUGGUCUGGUUAAACAAAUUGUUUAUAUCUCCUCUGAUCUUAUGCACGAUUUUAAAGCUGGUCACCUCACGCUUACUUCCCCCCGUUCCAUGGUUGUAAGCCAGGCUGUCGGAACAGCAAUGGGUUGUGUCAUAGCUCCUCUAUCAUUCUUUCUUUUCUAUAAAGCCUUUGAUAUUGGGGACCCUGAUGGAGAAUAUAAAGCUCCAUAUGCUUUAAUUUAUCGUAAUAUGGCAAUUCUCGGGGUAGAAGGUUUCUCUGCCUUGCCAAACCACUGUUUGCAGCUCUGUUACGGGUUCUUUGCAUUCGCCUUUCUAGCUAAUUUGGUCAGAGAUCUUUCCCCAUCGAAGGUUGGCAAGUGGGUUCCACUGCCUAUGGCUAUGGCAGUCCCGUUUCUUGUUGGUGCAAGUUUUGCGAUAGACAUGUCUAUUGGGAGCCUUAUUGUAUUUCUGUGGCACAAGAUUGACAGCAAGAAAGCCCCUUUAAUGAUUUAUGCGGUUGCUUCUGGUUUGAUGUGCGGAGAAGGGCUAUGGGUUCUGCCUGCAUCAAUUCUUGGUUUGGCUAAGGUAAAGCCUCCCAUAUGCAUGAAAUUUGUGCCCUCCAAAUGAGGACAUGUGAGGUAGGUGCUAUAAUUCCUGUAUACCUUAUGAGGUUCUUUGAAUACAAGUAAAGAGUAAAAUUAUGCAAUUAUUGUCUAGUCCAGCUACUCUGCCGGACACAUUAAUGUAACUAUACCACUGCUUAUAGUUUAAUUAGUAAAAAGUAGUCCUCUGAUUAACUUAUCUGUCAAUAAUUGUAACCAACACGAAUUUAGGAUCAGAAAUCAGAUGGUAUACAAAUACUCAGAUUGAUCU